Molecule: messenger RNA, 2662 nt
Organism: Perognathus longimembris pacificus (Pacific pocket mouse)
Lineage: Eukaryota; Metazoa; Chordata; Mammalia; Rodentia; Heteromyidae
Product: protein Largen-like
Exons: 2
Coding region: 1-909 (302 amino acids)
Biological process (GO): positive regulation of cell size; positive regulation of translation
Source: RefSeq, a predicted model, not a curated record
AUGUCAGCCGCGCCCCCGGGGCCCCGGUCCUGCUCCUCGGGCGCCCGGGGGCCGCCGGCGGCCGGCCGAGCCCCGGUGAAGGAGCAGAUCCGCGGCAUCGUGGAGGGGCUGGAGCUCGUCCUGGGGGACCUGAAGGACGUGGCCAAGGAGCUGCGAGAGGUGGUUCACCAGAUUGAUGCCUUGACUUCGGACCUGCAGCUGGAGGACGAGAUGACUGACAGCUCCCAGACCGACACGCUGAACAGCAGCUCCAGCGGCACGACGGGCUCCAGCCUGGAGAGGAUGAAGGCGCAGGUCCAGGCGCCUCCUCUCCUUGCGCCCCUGGCGCACCCCUCUGCCAUCCUCACCGUCCUGAGGAAACCCAACCCCCCGCCGCCCCCUCCGCGGCUGACACCCGUGCGGCGCGAGCCCCCAGCCCGCCAGGCGCCCGCCUUGCACCCCGCAAAGACCCACGGCCAUCUCGCUCAGAAUGGGGGCUCGCCCGGGAUGCCGCGCAGAACCCCGAAUGGAGACGCUCGGUGCCUCUCCGGCAGCCACGCCGACAGGAUGCCUGCACAGCCUCGAACCCACAGACCCGAGGAGGACAGGUGCCCCCAGGCCGGGCCUCGGGAGCGGGUGCGCUUCAGUGAGAACGUGCAGUACCACGGCUACUGUCCCGAGUGCGAGUCUCGCCACCCCAGGGGGAGUGGGGCGGCCCACGUGCAUGGUGAGCCGGGACCCCUCCAGACCCCGGGACCCCUCCCUCCCGCCCCCUACCCUCCUCCUCCUCCUCCCCCGCUGGAAAAUGGGGGAGCAGGGGCGAGCCACAGCCACCGCUUCCCCCCUCCCCGACCCCCAGCCGUGCCUCUGUCCACCGCACCAAAGCCACACAAGACCAUCUUGAGAAAAUCAACGACCACAACCGUGUGAUGGAUGCCAUCUUCAAAGUUUUUUUGGUUUGGUUUUGUUUUCAUUAUCUUCUAUACUAUAAACAUGAAAUCAUAAGCAAUGACCACUUCCUACUCAAGCAAUAAAGGUCCAACUAUCUUAAUCCGGAAUCCAACAAAGUGGCAUGGAAAUCACCUGGUAAGUAGGUAGCCCGUUGCUUAUGUCCUGGGUUUACAUGGUCUCCAGUGGUAUCUCAAAAAGCUGCAGCAUAACAUCAGAGUCCUAACCUAUUACUUUUGCAAUUGACUAUGACAAACGGUUACCUUCAGGUGUCAAAUAUUUUUUUUUAUUAUAAAAAGAGGAUUACAAAUAUUUUGGUUGGUUGAUAAAACCAGGAUGAUUCACUUUAUUCAUUCCUAACUCAUCUAUGCAUUUAUAACAUCUCAUACUCUUAACUUUGAAUGAGUACUUUUUUGAUAAGAGAUUUUUAAUACCGAAGGACUAUUUUAUUUUUCCAAAAGAUGUUUGCCACCAGUUUUACAUUACUAAAUGCUGAGACUAUACCAAAAAGCUUAUUUUCUAUAUGAUAUAGUUAUGAAUUAUACAUUCAGAUAUAUGUAAUAAUGUAUUUUAACCUGUGGAAAUAGCAUCAUGUCAAUAAGUGGUCGUAGAUAAUGACAAAUCAAAUGUUUCCCAGCAUUAAAAUGAAGCAGUGGUUCAUUUUUAUCUCAUGUUAAUGUUCAGUGAUAAAAGUUUGGACAAGUUCACAGUGAAUGCAAAUCAGACCUUUCUAAAGUAAAUAUCAUAAUCCAUUUUGUAAUACUAUUUUACACAUUGCCACACGAUUCAGUUCAAUAUGAUACUUAUAGAAUUAUCUGCUGAACUCAUUAUUCCCAGCCUUCCUUUUUCCUCUCAUUCCCAGCCUUCUUGCAGAAUUCAGUGCAUUAUAUGCCAGCCAAUUGAAGCUGUAAGUCUUUUUCUUUCCAUCUAUAUCAGAAAGAUCUCUGCUUUCCUGAAAGUAUCCAUAUUUAUGGGAGAAUUAUAGGAGGAAAAUGUAAAUGUUUCUGGUAAUAGGAAGUAAUCAACAUUAGCCUUAAGCUUUUUCCUUUGAAGUUGAAAGAUGUCAUAGUUCUUUGCCAUUCCAUACUAGAAAGAGGGAAGGUUUGUUUUUUGGUUUUGUUUCAUUUUUCUUUUUCCAUUUACCGUCACUUAAAAGUCCUUUUCAGAAAUCUGACUACUCAUAAGACAGUUUGAGUUCCCAACAGCAUUGAUUUGCAUAGAAAUGAUGUUUUGCCCUAGAGCUAAAAUUCUCCCAGGUACCUUUUCUCCUUUGAGUCAUAAGAAGAAAGAGUGGCUGAAAACAUUUUUGGUCCUUUAAGUGGUAAGAGCAGAGGGAGUCAUGUUAAGAGGAAAUUCAUUCACUGUGUAACUUAAAGAAUGCAAUGAUGGUGCAGGUUUUUGUUUUUGUUUUUUUACUUAACUUCUGAGGCAGUCUUCAAUCUUGCAAAAAUUUCAGGCUAUAAUGUAGUAAUUUGGAAUACUGUUUUUAAUGAGCUUUCUAUUAAAAGAUGAUAAAGUAUUUUUGAAAGAACAUAAAAAGAAAAUGGACUUUAUUUUUAAAGAUUGAGAAACUGAGUGAAAAGCAGAAUAUCAUGUUAAACUUCACUCAACAUGCAAUUUUUUCUUUAUGUUUUGCAUAUGGAGGUAAUGAAACCAGAAUAAUCCAAUUUUUCAGAAAGUUGUGAAACAUAGAAUCUAUAAUCAAGAGGACAGAGUCUUUAAGUUAUAAAAUGUA